This is a messenger RNA of Hippoglossus stenolepis (Pacific halibut), 4513 nucleotides long. RefSeq names its product egl-9 family hypoxia-inducible factor 2 (gene egln2). Bases 557 to 2212 code for a protein of 551 amino acids. Gene Ontology annotation, cellular component: cytoplasm; nucleus. NCBI's taxonomy places the organism in Eukaryota, Metazoa, Chordata, Actinopteri, Pleuronectiformes, Pleuronectidae. Gene Ontology annotation, biological process: cellular response to hypoxia; peptidyl-proline hydroxylation to 4-hydroxy-L-proline. Gene Ontology annotation, molecular function: peptidyl-proline 4-dioxygenase activity; ferrous iron binding; L-ascorbic acid binding. The record is from RefSeq and is a predicted model, not a curated record. The transcript is spliced from 6 exons.
CGAAGAGAGAGAGAGAGGAGGAGGUGGAGAGAGGAGCACAGACUCUAACCGGCGUCCCUCUCUCAGCGGCACACCGGGGAGAGCAGUGUGGUGGUCUCGGGGACCUCGCGUGGCUCCGGUGGGUCGCUCUCCCUCCCUGCGUCCCGGUGUCGGGUGUAACGUCUCCGUGCACCGUGCACCGUCCCCCUCCUCCUCCUCCUCCUCCGCCUCCACAUUAUAUAUAACCGACAAGAAAACUGGAUGGGACGCACCACCACGCACACACACACGCACGCACGCAUGGGCAAUCCCGGAAAUAACAUGCGUACUCUCAGCCUGUCACGUACGCUCACGGAGGAUUUGCAUCGCUGCAGACGCACGUAGCAUCCAGAUGUUAAGAAGCUGGACACAAAUAAACAUCCAGCUGCUCCAGAGGUUUGGAUGAGACGAAGUGAGGAACAAGUGGGUUUGGACUCGGACAUGAAACUUCUCGUCUCCGCUGUGUGGCUCCGCUGCUCAGCCAGAAAAUGAGGCGAGGACGUGAGCUACGUGCGCACCGAGCACAUGACGAGAUGAAAUGGAGAGCUUGGGACACAGGGACCUUUUAAACCCGAGCUCCUCCCGCGGAUCCGUCGCAGCCUCAGCCCCGCAGCAGCAGCAGCAGCAGCAGCAGGGGGGGACGAGCGGCCGAGCACCGGUAGAGAUCCACCGCGCGUACCGGGCGGACAUGGGGCUGAAAGGCUUCUGCGCGCCGGCGGCCGGGAGCCCCACCGCCGCGGAGCUCCUCGCGGGUCUGGCCUCUCAGACCGACUCACCUGGGAUCACCGCGCCGACGAAGAAGUGCAAGACCGGCGUGCCGCUCUACAACGCCGGGUUGGUGUCUCCCUCCGCCACCGUGGAGGGCAGCCACGCAGGCGUCACUGCGCACACGCCCAGCGGUUACCCGCCGCAGAUGAAGGGGGUUGCGGGUGUAACUGGUGACCUCGUUUACCCCUUCACCAGCAGGGCCUUUCGGGGGGAGAACGGGGACCGGACUGGUCAUGAGAAGUGCCCUUUAGCGAUGAGGAGGAUGAAGGGUGACCUGAAAGUCAGACAGGUGCCCCCACAGAAACGGAGGGGUGGAGAGAACCGGGACAUGGAGACUCUUAAUGGGCUGGUGGUGGGGUCACCGGGGUCAGGGGGCUCUGUGAGUCCUGCAUUUGCCCCCAGAGACAUAAAGAGGAGAUGGUUGGCCGAGGGAAGCGUGGCCCACAAAUCUCCAGAGAACCCCAGGGUGGCACGAGCAGUCGCCCCACUCACAGCCACCUUCAACUGCAGCAACAGUUCCCAUUGCAACCAAAUGACUAUCAGUUGUGUGCACUGUGUCCCCCCCCAGUCUCCCUUCACCCCUCCUUCCCUUCACACUAACCAGCACAAUGGACUCAAGGUGGCCUCCUUGGGCUCGCCAUCUGCAUCCAGCCAGACCUCAUCCGUGGAGGCCAAUUGCAUCCCGACCACCCCACCUCCCACAGGGGCCGGCUGGUCGGCUGAGCGCAUCGCCCAGCAGUACAUCGUCCCCUGCAUGAAAUACUACGGCAUCUGCGUGAAGGACAACUUUCUGGGCCUUCAGCUGGGCGACAGGGUCCUGGAGGAAGUGGAUGUCCUAAACCACAGCGGGAAAUUUCAGGGCGGGCAGCUGGUGAGCCAGAGGAGCAUCCCCUCAGGGAACAUCCGGGGCGACCAGAUCGCCUGGGUGGAGGGACAGGAGCCCGGCUGCAAGAGCAUCACGGCGCUGAUGGCUCACAUUGAUGAGGCCGUCAUGUACAGCGCAGCCAAUGGACAGCUGGGCGACUGUGUCAUCAAUGGACGCACCAAGGCCAUGGUUGCCUGUUACCCGGGUAACGGGGCAGGGUAUGUCCGCCAUGUUGACAAUCCUAACGGUGACGGUCGCUGCAUCACAUGUAUCUACUACCUUAACAAGAACUGGGAUGUGAAGAAACAAGGAGGGUUGUUGCAGAUCUACCCUGAAGGUAAAAAUGUGGUCGCCAACAUCGAACCUCUGUUUGACCGACUGCUCAUCUUCUGGUCCGACCGCAGGAACCCGCAUGAAGUCAAGCCAGCCUACGCCACUCGCUAUGCCAUCACAGUCUGGUACUUUGAUGCCAAAGAGAGAGCAGAGGCUAAAGAGAAAUACUUAUUGGCAACGGGACAGAAAGGUGUUCAAGUGCCUGUCACUCAAAACAACAGGACAUAGACAUCUGUUUGGUGGAGAGCACUCUGAAAUGUUACGUGCCUUCCAAAACGGCUGAUGGACGUUGUGAUGGUAAAAGGGAGACGCUGUUAAACUGUCAGUCAGCUCUGCAGCUCCACGCCACUCUUAACAACGUCAGCUCUCAGAUCCACAUCACGCGCUGGGAUGUCCUGAUUUCCUGCCAUUUGAUUGGCCUGCUGCUGAUCAAAGAUAUGGCAGAUACAGAGCACAACGCACUGGAUUGAAUUGUGUCAAAGGUGAAUGACUCAUCGUCAUAACUGGCUCAGUCUCACUGAAUCAUCCAUGAAGACAACAAACUGAAAAAAAAACGGACUCCUUAAUUUCAUUUCGUUGGGGUUUUGCCUGUUCAGUUAUCAGCAAUGUUGUGACUUGUUGAGAAAUUAUAGUUUUACUCUGCUCUGGUGUCAGUUUCAAUUCAAACACAAGAUGCAUAAAUGAUCCAUCAGAGGACGCUGUGGGGAUAAGGGGGUGAAAGGAGUAGAAAUCAAUGAAGUUGUAUGUGAAAGACUUAUUUCCCCCUUGACUGUGAUUUGGUCCCCUUGUCUCAUGAUGUGGGACAGUGUGUGAGUGUUUGUGUGUGUGUGUGUGUGUGCGCGUGUGUGCGUGCGUGCGUGCGUGCGUGUGUGUGUGUCUGGGUGGGUGUGUGGUCAGUGUAAAGACAGAGACACAGAAAGGAAGUCACCCACAAAGCAUCAAAUCAUUCUCAUGAGCGCCACCAUGAUGUACAGUGGUGCUCGUUCAAUCAGUCCUAGCUCAAGCACGAAUCCUGAACAUUUCAGGGACUUACUCACAGUUUUAUAAUCAGCAUGAGUAUAACUUUACACUUAAAUUGUACUCUGUAUAGCACAGCAACUAUAUUCCAUGCUUUGUUUCAGGUCUUUAUUACAACAUCUGUUUGAAAAUAUAAAAAAAAACUUUUGCAUCAGUGUCAAAAUGUGCCACUAAAACCCUGAGAAUAAAGCAUGAAAGUUUGAGUGGUGGCAACAACUUUACGACUGAACCUUAACUACACAAAGGCAACAUCCACACUACUAUGUUUUACUAUAAGCUGCUAAAACAAAACGUCCGGAAACGCAGCUGGCCCCGUUUUAGUUUGAAAACUCCGGUGCUGCGUUUUAGUCUGGACAGGCGGGCAUGGGCAUGUUUGGAAAUUAUGGCGUAGACACUCACAGCCGCCUGCUGAUUGGGUGUUUCUGGUCACGACAUAGCCUUCACUGAUUUGUCACAUCACCCCCUUCUAGAAUAAAACAAUCUGCAUUAGCCUCCAGUGGAGAACGCAAUAUGGAUAAUCAAUUACGAGCGUUGCUGACCCUGUUAUCUUUGCUAACAACUGCUGCACAAUUAAAGUCUGCGUUUUCCAAUGAUGCAUAACGUGUGAAGGAGAUGAGCUAUUAUUCGAGCAAUCUGCAGCACACAUUCAUGCUCAAUGUACGCGAGUGGUCAUGUGAUGCGCGUGUUAUUAUGGACGGGGAUGAAAAUCGAUACGGAGCCAAAACGCUCUUUCGGACCGAGUUUGUUUUAGAUUGAAGAAAAUGUAGUAAUAUGGAUGUAGCCAAAGCUUUUCUACAUCCUUGGUGUGUAGCGCUUCCUGUUUGCCUGAAACACACGUCUCACACUCGAGACAAGAGGCGAGCUGACCAUCGGCAGGGGUCAAAACAGGGUUUGAUGAGUGUGUGUGGGCAUGUUUGUGUGUAUACGCCUGUACGGAGAUUAAGCUCGGCUCUCUCCAGCUCUUAACAUGAUGGAAACUGUGUGUAUCACCAGUCAAAACCCAGACAGGAUGGUUAACAACAGGUCGUUUUUUAAAAAAGGAACAAAAAUUACAACAUUCUACUAAACAGUACUUAUCAGAGUGACAACCUCAAUCAACCUUUACACUUCUAAAGCACAGAGUUAAGCAUGUAUGUGAACUGCAGGGUUGAAACAGUUUCCUGCACAUGUGUGGGAUUGAGUAUUUGUGUAUAAACGUGUACUUGCACAUGUAUGUGACAAAUUCCACUGUCUUGAAGAGGGUCGCAGGUAUUGACUCAGUGUAUGUUUGAUUGGUUAGAGAGAAGGUUAUCUUUAAAAAAAAAAAAAAAAGCACUUUAUUGUUUGCAAUGCCAUGUGUGAAUGAUAGAAAAAAAUAUAUAUAACUUAAAUGUAGAUUAAUGCCUUUUAUGCUGUGGAUAAUAAGGUCAUUCAAAUGCAAUAGAAACUAAAACAAUGAGAACAAAUGGAAAUUGUUUGCAUAUUUUUUUUUUGUUGAUUUGGAGUAUUUAAUUAAAGCUGAAUGUUUUUGUA